GCGCCAUUCAGAAGAUUUUAAAACCAACACAUAAUUUAUUUAUUUACAGCAUAUUACAAAUAUGACUGCUACACUCUGCCGUUAGCUUCCGUUGAGUAUCCAUAUCGCGUCCUUACAGGACUGACCUCAUGAAAGCAAUAACCGGAAGUAGUUUAAAAAAGUGUUUUCUGUGCAGAACCGGGGAGGCAAGACAGUACAAAGGAUGAGACUUCCUCUUCGCUCUUUUAGCAUCUUCAGGAGUUUAAUUUCUCACAGGAAACAAACAUCACACCCUCAGAGGCGAGGCUUGAGCGGCGUAGGGAUGCGUCUAGUGCAGUUUCAUCGCCAUGGUGAGGAGGGAAGCAUCAGAGUGGGGGUGGAGCAGGGGGACGGGGGGCUCGGCGUGGUGGACCUGAAGGCCUUUGACCCCUCCAUGCCCUCCACCAUGAGAGAGCUGCUGGAGCUGGGAGACGAGGGUCUGCAGUGUGCACAGAGAGCCUUGUCCUCGGGUCAGUGUGUGUUGCAGCGGUCAGACAUCCGGCUGUUGUCUCCUGUGUUGGCCCCGGAGAAGGUGGUGUGUGUGGGCAUGAACUACCGGGACCACUGCCUGGAGCAGGACGCCCCCAUCCCCAAAGAACCAAUCAUCUUCAGCAAAUUUCCCAGCGCCAUCACCGGGCCGUACGACGACAUCAUCCUGCCCCCGGAGAGCCAGGAGGUGGACUGGGAGGUGGAGCUGGCCUUUGUGAUUGGACGAAGAGGAAAACACAUCAAGGAGGAAGACGCUCUCUCUUACGUGGCCGGCUUCACGGUGGCCAACGACGUCAGCGCACGAGACUGGCAGAUGAAGCGCAACGGGAAGCAGUGGCUGCUGGGAAAAACGUUUGACAGCUUCUGUCCUCUUGGCCCGGCAUUGGUGACCACUGACGCUGUGAAAGACCCCCACAGUCUGGGGGUGCGCUGCCUGGUGAACGGAGACACGGUGCAGAGCAGCAACACGGAUCAGAUGAUCUUCAGGACGGAGGCGCUGGUCGCCUGGGUCUCAAAAUUUGUGACCUUGACUCCGGGCGAUGUUUUCCUGACCGGCACUCCUCCAGGCGUGGGUGUGUUCAGAAAGCCACCCAUCUUUCUCAAGAAAGGAGACGUGGUGGAGUGCCAGAUAGACCAAUUGGGCUCGGUUAUCAACAAAGUCGUCUGAAUCCGGAGACAAUCUGCUGCCAAAUAAAUAAACUGCACUUCUGAAGCACUGAACACAAUUAA
Messenger RNA from Trematomus bernacchii (emerald rockcod), 1236 nucleotides. RefSeq names its product fumarylacetoacetate hydrolase domain containing 2A (gene fahd2a). The transcript is spliced from 8 exons. The record is from RefSeq and is a predicted model, not a curated record. Bases 203 to 1174 code for a protein of 323 amino acids. Gene Ontology annotation, molecular function: hydro-lyase activity. NCBI's taxonomy places the organism in Eukaryota, Metazoa, Chordata, Actinopteri, Perciformes, Nototheniidae.